UUUUUUUUUCUUUUACCCGAGAAUGGAUAGCGCUGGAGCACAAUUUUGUUCAGGCGGGAGUUGGUCGCCUACAGUGACGUAAUUCAGGAGCACCAACAGAAUCAUGGCGGCCACCGGCAACAAAUCAGUUCUCUUCGUUUGUCUGGGGAACAUUUGCAGGUCACCCAUUGCUGAAGCCGUGUUUAGGAAGAUGGCAACUGAUACUGGAGUGGUUGAUCAGUGGGUCAUAGACAGUGGCGCCACAUCUGACUGGAAUACAGGCAGCUUACCGGAUAACCGCGGUCUGGCUUGUCUCAGGAAGUAUGGCAUUGAGACAAGCCAUAAGGCUCGACAGGUGACCAAAGAUGACUUCAUGAGCUUCGAAUAUAUCCUCUGCAUGGAUGAGAGCAACCUGAGCGACUUGAAAAGAAAGGCCAAUUCAGUGAAAAACUGCAGAGCAAAGAUCGAGCUUCUCGGGUCAUAUGAUCCUCAGAACCAGCUGAUCAUUAAAGACCCAUAUUAUGGAAGUGAUGAAGACUUUGAGAAGGUGUAUGAACAGUGUCUACGCUGCUGCAAAGCAUUCCUGGAGAAGAACUCCUAACAAGAUCCCAUCAUGAAGCACUUAUGACUAAAUUUAACAGCUGAACACGGUCUACCUUGAUACAUCUUUACUGUCAGAAAACCAAGUCAAUGUAUCUGUUCUGCGUCUGUCAAUGAAACACCACCACAGCGCUAUUCUACAGUAUUGUAGAUGUUUUAGCAAUGACAUUAACACACUGCUGCUUCUACAGGUUUAUCUGGAUCAUUAAAGAGAAUCAUUUACUUCAAAAACUGU
Cyprinodon tularosa is the source of this 814-nucleotide messenger RNA. RefSeq names its product acid phosphatase 1 (gene acp1). NCBI's taxonomy places the organism in Eukaryota, Metazoa, Chordata, Actinopteri, Cyprinodontiformes, Cyprinodontidae. Gene Ontology annotation, biological process: protein dephosphorylation. The record is from RefSeq and is a predicted model, not a curated record. Bases 104 to 580 code for a protein of 158 amino acids. Gene Ontology annotation, cellular component: cytoplasm. The transcript has 6 exons. Gene Ontology annotation, molecular function: non-membrane spanning protein tyrosine phosphatase activity; acid phosphatase activity.